AUGCCAAUAAAAUCGCCUUUUGAAUCGUCCAUUGCUAAGCCUGGACAAGGCACCGUCGUCCUCUCUCUGCUUCCUCCCUCGAAUCCUACCUUGACGACCUUGACGUAUAAAUACCCUCUCAAACUACUUACACGUGCCCCGGGGUACGUACCGCAAUCCUCCGCCUUGUCUUGUCCGACCUCUCGACCUGUUCAUCUAUACCUCCUCACCUAUGGCGGAGGUCUCCUCCCAGGAGACCACAUCGAUGUCUCGAUCAAACUAGAUCCGCAGACAAGGCUCGUCGUAACGACACCCCAGGGGAGCACCAAAAUAUUCAAGACAGAGCCCAACGCAAGCAUCAAGGGACAGAGAGGAACUCCAGCGCAUCAGCUAUCGGAUAAGAGCCGUCAGUCGAUAAACGUCCAAAUUGGCCGCGAAGCCGCCCUCUGCUACCUACCAGAUCCUGCCGUUCCAUACAGGGACAGCCGAUACGAACAAGUACAGACAUUCUCAGUCGACAGCACAGCGACGGAGUCCAAGCGGAGCAGCCUAUGCGUUCUGGACUGGGUGACGCAGGGUCGUAGGUCACGAGGAGAAAAUUGGGACUUCCAUCUUUGGCGAGGAAAAAACGAGUUCUGGACGGUAGAUGCAACGGGGAAAAAGAAAUUACUUCUCCGCGACUCACUUAUCCUGGACGACGAAGUCAACGAGCUAUUUCUUGAGGACGACAAAGAGACCUUCAAUCGCAGUCAAUUGAUCCGGGAACGAACCCGGCCCCACGGGAUCGUGGGCACGCUGAUCUUGUACGGACCCGUCUUCGAGCACCUGGCUUCAUUCUUCAUGGACCGAUUUACAUCAUUGCCGCGGAUCGGGGCCCGUAAUUGGUCCUCGUCCUGUCCUGCCGCUAUGGAGUCUCCCCCAAAUUACGACACCCAGGUCACUUUUACAGCGGCGCGUGUGCGUGCGGGCUUCGUUCUUGUCAAGUUCGGGGCAAAUGACUUUGAAACGGCCAAGGAUUGGCUAGGGAACAUCUUACGCGAAGAGGGGACGGUUUUCAAUGAGUUUGGAGAGGAGGCUUUGUUCUGUCUGUGA
Molecule: messenger RNA, 1071 nt
Organism: Aspergillus tanneri
Lineage: Eukaryota; Fungi; Ascomycota; Eurotiomycetes; Eurotiales; Aspergillaceae
Product: urease accessory protein UreD
Exons: 1
Coding region: 1-1071 (356 amino acids)
Molecular function (GO): nickel cation binding
Source: RefSeq, a predicted model, not a curated record